This is a messenger RNA of Panicum virgatum (switchgrass), 4223 nucleotides long. RefSeq names its product trihelix transcription factor GT-3b-like. The transcript is spliced from 2 exons. Lineage: Eukaryota; Viridiplantae; Streptophyta; Magnoliopsida; Poales; Poaceae. The record is from RefSeq and is a predicted model, not a curated record. The coding region runs from base 233 to 1225 and encodes 330 amino acids.
GCAGAGGAUCCAGAUCUCGGGAGGAAAGCCAUAUGAAACCAAGCCGUCUCCGCGUUGAAACCCAACAGAUUUCCUCUUUCUCUCGCAGCCAAAGGCUAAAGCCAACCCUCUUGACUUGCAUCCCUCCUCUUCCCACCCCCUGACCUGACCGCCCUGCCCCCUCGGCCCCUCCCUCGCGUCCGCGUCCAAAUCCAUCCAUUCCCACGCCCACCCCACCACCGCGCCCUCCGCCAUGGAUCCCUUCCACCACCUCAACACCUCCUUCUCCAACCCCUACCACCCGCUGCUCUCCCCCUCCCCGCCCCACCACCCCCACUUCCCUACCCUCCCGCCCCCGCCGCUUCCCCCGCCCGCCGAGGCCGCGCCGCAGUCCUCCGCCGCGAGCCUCGACCGGGAGCGCCUGCCGCAGUGGUCGCACGCCGAGACGGCGGCGUUCCUCGCCGUCCGCGCCGAGCUCGACCACUCCUUCCUCACCACCAAGCGCAACAAGGCGCUCUGGGAGGCCGUCUCCGCGCGCCUCCAGGGGCAGGGCUUCGCCCGCACCCCCGACCAGUGCAAGUCCAAGUGGAAGAACCUCGUCACCAGGUUCAAGGGCACCGAGGCCGCCGCCGCGCACCCGCCGCCGGACGCAGAUCCUGCGUCCGCCGCGCAGCAGGCGAGGCAGUUCCCGUUCCACGACGAGAUGAGGAGGAUCUUCGACGCUAGGGUCGAGCAGGCGCAAGCAUUGGAGAGGAAGAGGGCCAAGGGCAAGGGCGUGCGGCAGGAGGACGAAGAAGGCGGCGGCGAGGGGGAGGACGACGACGAUGACGAGGAGGAGGAGCUCGAGGCGGAGAUGGGCGAGGAGGAAGCCGGCAGCAGGGUGGCCUCGGAGGCGAGGAGCGGUGGCGGCGCGAAGAAGCGCAGGCGGAAGCAAGCGGCGGCGGCGGCCCGGGCUAGGUCUGCGGAUCAGGGCGAGGUGGAGGCCAUGCUGCGGGAGUUCAUGCGGCGCCAGGUGGAGAUGGAGGAGCGCUGGAUGGAGGCGGCCGAGGCGCGCGAGGCCGAGCGCCGCGCCCGCGAGGAGGAGUGGCGCAACGCCAUGGUCGCGCUCGGCGAGGAGCGGCUCGCGCUCGUGCGCCGCUGGCGCGAACGCGAGGAGGCGUGGCGCGCGCGCGCCGAGGAGCGCGAGGAGCGCCGGCACCAGCUCGUCGCCGCACUGCUCGCCAAGCUCGGCGGCGACUCCUCGUGAUCCAUCCGAUCCUCGUCCAUCCAUUCAAAAAAACUCACCGGAGCAACGAUGUUUCACCGCGAAGCGCGCGCGCAUAGGCCGGAUAGCUACCUUUUAGAAUUUAGAUGAUCACUAGUGAUCGACCGAUGGUCUUUAUUGAUUAGGGUUUUUCUAGGCAUCAGCUAGUGAGAGCAGGCCAGGAAAGAGGUGUACAUGUUCAGGUGGUGAAAAAAAGGGUUUAUUGCAGGUCAUUCGAUCAUUGUUUAUAGCGCCAUUAGCUAGUGGCAGCUCUGCUGGUCUAUCUCACCGGUCUGGUCUCAUCAGCUUCAGGAGCUAGCUGAGCUUUCUGGCUUUCGACAAGUGCAUGGCUGCAUCGCCGCCCCCUUGCGUGAUCAAUCGAUGUGCCUUCUCCUUGGUUCUUCAUAGAUAGAUCUCCCUCGUCUUUUCAAGCUGAUCUGUAGGAUCUCCCACCAUGGUCGGUGUAUGCUUUCCGUUUGAAAACGGGUGCUUCAGCUAUGAUAUAUCUCUGCAGACUUGUGUAGCUUUUGCGCGACACGGUGUAGCUGCUAGAUCUUUCUUACUUUCCUCUCUUUUCAGUUGCAUGGAUAAAGAUACAUGCAUAUCACUAGCGAAAAGAGAUUUGCAUCUGAAAAGUUGUAGGACUAGCUAGUAUGAUCAGGAAAGAGAGGGCAUGGUGCAUACUGGAAGCACAUGGUUGCUGAUAGGGGUGCAGGCUGCUGCUUUGCUUUGCUUUGCUUAUGUCCUACAGAGGCGGUAUUGCUGCCCUGGAUUCCUGUGUACGCAUACAUCUGCAAAAAAAUCAGUGGUGUCCGGCAGAAGCCACUACUAGAUAAGUAGAUAGAUAUAAGAACAACACAGCUGGAGGCCGGGUCGUAGAUAGCUAGAUUGUGUAGUGAUUGAUUGUCUGAACAAUAUAGUUAGGAUUGUUAAUUAAUUACAUGAUGAGCACCCUAAUGAUGCAUGUGUGAACCGCGUUUCAUAGCAUGCAUCAUGGCUGCUUGCAGGCAGUGGGUGCGUGACGUGCGUGUGGUAUGAACCCAUUAGCAUGCACAGUGUGUACGUAGGAAAGUAGAAUACGAAACCGCGUUGCAUAUGUGCAUGUAUACAUUUCAUAUCCAGUGUUCGCUCCCCCAGAAAAUUUCUGGCCCUAUAUAUUGUGAGGUUUAACUAGUUGAUCAAGUAAUGUCAGGUCACUUUUAUAAUAAUGUCUGCAUAUAUAUGCAGGUGCAUGAAUGCAUCUCACGAUUUAUCAAGAUUUAUUGGAGCUAGCUCUGUGUUUUUAUCAAGAAAUAAAUAUAUAACUACCAUAUAUAUUAAGUAGAGAAUUGAUGUGUGAUCUGUGUGAAACUAACCUUUGGGUGAAAGCCAAAAGAUAUCAAUUGCAUAUCUGACUUUCAGGUUCAGAACAUGCUAGCUGUAAACUUUAGUGCUUAUGGUACCUGCUGACAUUCCCGAUAGUGCGUGUGUUCAUAACAACCGUUUGUUGGACGAGUUGGGUAGGAAGUAAACUAGUUUCUGACAUGAGCAUGCAUAAAUGUCAAGAGCAAAACUACAUGUGGCAAACAGAUAUGAGGAAAACAACAAAGAUAGUAACUACUAGCCCUUAUAACAUUUCGUUUUCACUUAUCUAAUUUUCUCCGGAGCUAAAAUAUAUAUGGCAGGAUUGUUCAAAAAGAAAGAUAUUGCAAGUGAUUAAUUGCAUUUUAUCCUCUUUAAGUUUUUAUUACAGAUUAACCGUGUAAUCAUCAGUUUCUUAUAUACCAUAAAAACAGAAGUCUGAUCUUUCUGUGAAUGAUUUGUGUAAGGAUAUAUCACAAUGACGAGAAAAGUGACAUCAGCAUAUCAUCUGUCCGUGACCUAAUAAUAGUAUAUGUGUAAGCAAAUUGCCUAGUUGGUACGUCCUGCUCUCUUGACAUGUCUUGUUCACUGUUUGCUUUUGAUGAGCAUGCCCUUGAGUGUUCACAAUGGCAACAAUCAAUCAAAGAAGAUGUUGCUUGUCACUAUAUAUUUGGUUUUAGCCUGAAUAUAACACAAACAAAUGAUUUUUAGUGAAAAAGUUGGCCAGUUGAUUGACUAAUAACACUAACUUUAUCAGUUAAUUUUUUACCAGUAGCCUCUUCGAUACUUAAUUAGUUUAAUCCCAACACUAAAUAACAGAUUAUAUUGUUUUCAUUAUGGAUUCAGCUGAUUCGUAUCCACACUUUUAUAUGGAUCUGGUAUUGCUCUUGUGGCGUACGUGAGGAAUUGAUGUCAGUCUGAUUUCAUACUUGGCAGAUAUUUUGUUGUAGUAAAUGUAGACUAGCCACCUUAUUUCAUAUAUUAGGGAGUAGUAGUUAAAAAAGAAUAAUACUACAGACAAUUACAUGGCAGUGUCAAAGAAUAACCUACUUGGAGUAGUUGCAAGCCCGUAAAAUAAAGGCAUCUAGCUUGUACUGCACGGAAAGAAAUUGACCAUUGUAUGCCGAUCGAAUCUAUACAUCGAUGAUCCAGUAGGCAAUGAACACUUUAUUAGCAUGCUGCAUGCAUGACUCACCCGUCAAUAAUAUUCUGGCCUAGCUAGUGUGAAGUCAAGGGUAGCACAUGUUCAGCCAAAAUCUAGAGAGCGACCUCUUGACGCGCAAACAAUAUACAAAUCUUCUGCAUUUUCAAGCACACCACCAUCGCCGAUCCGCGAGACUGAUGACGUGACUCGAGUAGACAAGGACGGAUUGACGCCCAAGUACCCAUAAGAUGAGGCAAGGACACAGAGAAAGAUGCUGAUCCAAUGCAACGAUGAGACGAUAUCUCGGAGGAGCAGAUUGCACUGAUGAAGUUGCAUUAUUGAAGUGAUGUGAGGUUUGUACAUGAUUUAUUUGACUACUAACUGACGGAUGACGCAUCAGUACCAUGUACUGGCAGAGAGCGAUCCGUAUGUUCGUGCCUUGCAUUCGAUUCGUUUAUAUGCAUACUCUUUUUUUUAAAAAACAAUUUUACAUGUAUACUUUCACCAUUAUUGAUC